GGGGCUUUGAUAGAUAUCUGUGCAGGGAUAGAGCAUUUUUAAUGCCAACAGGGACUUUGGAAACAAUUGAGUCUAAACACCCUCACUUAUCAGAUUAAAAAACCGAGCUCCUCUCCCGCAAGAGGUAAAGUGAGUCACCCAAAGUCAUCCAGCUAGUUAGUAGAAGAGCUAGAACUAGAAUCCAGGUAUCCUGAUCUCCAGUCUCAGCUGACUAUGUAGAAAGGGUGAGAUAUGGAAAAGAUGUGCAUUGGAGAUGAGACAAAAUUAUGAAUGAGAAAUUUAGCAAAACCUUCUGUGGAUUAUUCACUGGUCAGUAUUGGGGGGGUGAAGAGGGGUAGGGGGUGGUGUAGGAAGAAAGAUUACCCUGGGAGUUAGGAAAUUUAUGUUCUAGACCUGACUAUGACCACAUCUGCAAAGUGCAGGCUUAGACAAGUGAUCUAAUACAGCCAUGUAUUUGUUUAACAUGCAGUUAUUUCCAAUAAUACAUCGCACUAUCAUAUCAUCUGAUUUUUGAAACUUCCCUCUGUGAUGUGCCGGAAGGACAUCCUUAUCCCUUUUUUGCAGAUAAGCAAACUGAGGUACAGAAAGGCAAAUAGUUAGCUAAACAAGAAAUGCAGGGUUAGAUCUCCUGGAUGCUUCUAGUCCAAUAUUCUCUCCAUGAUACCGUGCAUAUAACAAGUGGAGGACAAGGAUGGCUAACCAAGUCUAUCACUUUAUUAUAUUACAGAUGCAUUGUGAGAGGUUUCUAUGCAUCCUGAGAAUAAUUGGAACCACACUUUUUGGAGUCUCGCUCCUCCUUGGAAUCACAGCUGCUUAUAUCGUUGGCUACCAGUUUAUCCAAACGGAUAACUACUAUUUCUCUUUUGGACUGUAUGGUGCCUUUUUAGCAUCACACCUCAUCAUCCAAAGCCUGUUUGCCUUUUUGGAGCACCGAAAAAUGAAAAAAUCCCUAGAAACCCCAAUUAAGUUGAACAAAACAGUCGCUCUUUGCAUAGCUGCCUAUCAAGAAGAUCCCGACUACUUAAGGAAAUGUUUGCAAUCUGUGAAAAGGCUCACCUACCCUGGAAUUAAAGUCGUCAUGGUCAUAGACGGGAACUCGGAAGAUGAUCUUUACAUGAUGGACAUCUUCAGUGAAGUCAUGGGCAGGGACAAAUCAGCCACUUACAUCUGGAAGAACAAUUUCCACGAAAAGGGCCCCGGUGAGACAGAGGAGUCGCAUAAAGAAAGCUCACUACAUGUAACCCAGCUGGUCUUGUCCAACAAAAGUAUUUGCAUCAUGCAAAAGUGGGGUGGAAAAAGAGAAGUCAUGUACACGGCCUUCAGAGCCCUGGGACGAAGUGUGGAUUAUGUGCAGGUUUGUGAUUCAGAUACCAUGCUGGACCCUGCCUCAUCCGUGGAGAUGGUUAAAGUUUUAGAAGAAGACCCCAUGGUUGGAGGAGUUGGGGGAGAUGUCCAGAUUUUAAACAAGUAUGAUUCCUGGAUCUCCUUCCUCAGCAGUGUGAGAUACUGGAUGGCUUUUAACAUAGAAAGAGCUUGUCAGUCUUAUUUUGGAUGCGUCCAGUGCAUUAGUGGACCUCUGGGAAUGUACAGAAACUCCUUGCUCCAUGAAUUUGUAGAAGACUGGUACAAUCAGGAAUUUAUGGGCAGCCAAUGUAGUUUCGGUGAUGACCGGCAUCUAACGAACCGGGUGCUGAGUCUAGGCUAUGCAACAAAAUACACAGCUCGAUCCAAGUGCCUUACUGAAACACCUAUAGAAUAUCUCAGGUGGUUAAACCAGCAGACCCGCUGGAGCAAGUCCUACUUCCGAGAGUGGCUGUACAAUGCCAUGUGGUUUCACAAACAUCACUUGUGGAUGACCUACGAAGCGGUUAUCACUGGAUUCUUUCCUUUCUUUCUCAUUGCCACAGUCAUCCAGCUCUUCUACCGGGGAAAAAUUUGGAACAUCCUCCUCUUCUUGUUAACUGUCCAGUUAGUAGGUCUCAUAAAAUCAUCCUUCGCCAGCUGCCUUAGAGGAAAUAUCGUCAUGGUCUUCAUGUCCCUCUACUCGGUUUUAUACAUGUCAAGUUUGCUUCCCGCCAAGAUGUUUGCGAUCGCAACCAUAAACAAAGCUGGGUGGGGCACAUCUGGAAGGAAAACCAUCGUUGUUAAUUUCAUAGGACUCAUUCCAGUAUCGGUUUGGUUUACAAUCCUUCUGGGUGGUGUGAUUUUCACCAUUUAUAAGGAAUCUAAAAAGCCAUUUUCAGAAUCCAAACAGACCGUUCUAAUCGUUGGAACAUUACUCUAUGCAUGCUAUUGGGUCAUGCUUUUGACGCUGUAUGUGGUUCUCAUCAAUAAGUGUGGCAGGCGGAAGAAGGGGCAACAGUAUGACAUGGUGCUUGAUGUAUGAUCUUAUAUUGUUUGAUGUUUGCAGUCACACACGCAGACACACAUAACACCUUGGUUCCCCUAGAAACUGUACGGUAUUGUGGCAUCAGAUAAUGCCACCAAGAGAGACAUAUCACUGCUGCUGGGACUUGAACAAAGACAUUUCUAUGAGUUUAUUUUGAUUCUGCCAAAGUAAAAUGAUACAUCAAACAAGAAGAAACUCAGAUUUAGCCUUUGAUUCCUAUGAAAAUGGGAUGGCUUCUUUGUUUAUGCACUUUUUCCUUACUGUGCAUCCGCCUGACAGUGUUUUGCCCUAUAUACCUCACUAGCCAUGCUUUAUGUGGGUUAUCAUGGAAGAAAAGGAUUUUAGAAACUCAAGGAAAGUUCUUUCAACCUAUACAACCUAACUUAUGGACUGUUUUGAUCGCUAAUCUUUUUAGGAAGGAUUUUAUGUUUAACUCUACCAAAUGAAAUGCCAAAGGAAAUUUUAAGCCGUUGGCUAUGCUGUAUUUUUAUAUAAUUGUACUGUGUUUUAAAAUUUUGUAUGCCAAUUUUUAAAACAAAUUUUGCAUAUUCUAUAUUUUACUUCUCUGCCAAAAUACACUUGUUCUUCCUUUUUUUUUUAUAAAAUAGGUUUUGAAAAAAUUCAUACUUAAAAAAAAUCCUGCCCAAAAUGUGAAGCUUGGUUGAAUCAUGUUGUUGAUGAUAGAAAGAAUAAAAUGUUGCUCUCUCUCUCUAACUUUUAAAAUUGAAUAGUUUAUUUCUGUGAAAAAGUAUUUAAACUUUGGAUAUUUUAACUUCUUUUUUUUCAUUUCUUUUAGAAAAGGCCAAUGUAACUGUCACACCUUGGGAGUAAAAGUACUAUAUUUUUAAGCAAGUAACAGGUGACUUCUACAUUUGUUUACCAACCAUGC
Messenger RNA from Trichechus manatus latirostris (Florida manatee), 3278 nucleotides. It is a transcript of the gene HAS2, whose product is annotated as hyaluronan synthase 2. The record is from RefSeq and is a predicted model, not a curated record. Gene Ontology annotation, biological process: hyaluronan biosynthetic process; extracellular matrix assembly. Bases 692 to 2386 code for a protein of 564 amino acids. Gene Ontology annotation, cellular component: plasma membrane. Gene Ontology annotation, molecular function: hyaluronan synthase activity. Lineage: Eukaryota; Metazoa; Chordata; Mammalia; Sirenia; Trichechidae. The transcript is spliced from 3 exons.